Ailuropoda melanoleuca (giant panda) is the source of this 1610-nucleotide messenger RNA. RefSeq names its product DND microRNA-mediated repression inhibitor 1 (gene DND1). The record is from RefSeq and is a predicted model, not a curated record. The transcript is spliced from 3 exons. The coding region runs from base 253 to 1440 and encodes 395 amino acids. Gene Ontology annotation, biological process: germ cell development. NCBI's taxonomy places the organism in Eukaryota, Metazoa, Chordata, Mammalia, Carnivora, Ursidae. Gene Ontology annotation, molecular function: RNA binding.
GUUCCUGGCUCCAGCGCCCAUCCAUGCCCUAGGAGGUGGGGCUGUGGUACACUCACCCCGUUAAGGUUUCCAGCUUUCAUCUGAGGGUCCGAGGUUCCCGCGGCGCACGUGCGGUGGAUACCCCCACCCCUCGGGGAGGCGGGGUCGCGUUCAGAGCCAAUGAGAGCUUGGGGGGAGGAGGAGUAGGGAAGCUUCCAGAGGCAGAUGCGGAGGAGGUUAUAAAGGGGGUACCCACGAGCAGGAGGGAGAGCCAUGCAGUCCAAGCGGGAGUGUGAGGUAAGGGGCUGGCAAGAGGGGCUCGACAAGUGCCACCUGCGCAGGGAGAAGUGGCCCCUUGGGCUCCGGCUGCACAGGCGAGGUGGGGCGGGCGCGGCGAUCCGCCAUUCCAACCUGCCCUUUCGCCUUCAGCUGUGGUGUGAGAGGGUGAAUCCAGAGAACAAGGCGGCGUUGGAGGCGUGGGUCAGGGAGACGGGCAUCCGCCUGGUGCAGGUGAACGGGCAGAGGAAGUAUGGCGGGCCACCCCCAGGCUGGGUGGGCAGCCCGCCGCCGGCCGGGUCAGAGGUGUUUAUCGGGCGGCUGCCUCAGGACGUCUACGAGCACCAGCUGAUCCCACUGUUCCAGCGCGUGGGCCGCCUCUACGAGUUCCGCCUGAUGAUGACCUUCAGCGGCCUGAACCGCGGCUUCGCCUACGCCCGCUACAGUUCGCGGCGGGGCGCGCAGGCAGCCAUCGCCACGCUGCACAACCACCCGCUACGGCCGUCCUGCCCGCUGCUCGUGUGCCGCAGUACCGAGAAGUGCGAGCUGAGUGUGGACGGGCUGCCUCCGGGUCUGAGCCGCCGCGCGCUCCUGCUCGCGCUGCAGCCCCUGGGUCCCGGCCUGCAGGAGGCGCUGCUGAUGCCCAGCCCCGGGCCGGCGCCCGCGCAGAUUGCACUGCUCAAGUUCAGCUCGCACCGCGCGGCCGCCAUGGCCAAAAAAGCCCUGGUGGAAGGGCAGUCACGCCUCUGCGGAGAGCAGGUGGCGGUGGAGUGGCUUAAGCCAGACCUGAAGCAGCGACUCCGCCAGCAGCUCGUGGGUCCCUCACUGCAGUGCCUACAGCCAGAGGGCAGUCGAUUGGCCCCAGCCAGGGACAAGCUAGAGUCCCAGGGGGCUCGGGCUGCCCUGCAGCUGUUGUGCCAACGGAUGAAGCUGGGCAGCCCUGUGUUCCUCACCAAGUGUCUGGGCACAGGCCCUGCUGGCUGGCACCGCUUCUGGUACCAGGUGGUGGUCCCUGGGCAUCCAGUGCCCUUCAGCGGCCUCAUCUGGGUUGUGCUGGCCCCGGAUGGGCAGGAUGGGCACGAGGUGGCUAAGGAUGCGGUGUCUGCAAGGCUGUUAGAGGCGCUGAGUGAAUCCGGAGCCAGCCUUUUACGGCCGGCUGAGGCGGGUGCCAUGGUUAAGCAGUGACCCCGUCCUCUUCACAGGCAGCCUGAACGAGUUGGCAGAACCUGUGUCAGCCCCCAGCCCAGCAGGCCUAGGCAGCCACCACCUGAUCUCGAAGAGGUGGAGCCGGGCCCUGCCCUACCUCUGACGCAGCCUCCCGCUGGGGCAGGGCCCCAGCACACCUGGGAAAGCUC